Brenthis ino (lesser marbled fritillary) is the source of this 1389-nucleotide messenger RNA. Lineage: Eukaryota; Metazoa; Arthropoda; Insecta; Lepidoptera; Nymphalidae. The record is from the annotation of a GenBank genome assembly.
AUGAAAAGUAUAACCAAUAUAGCAGUUGAGCUAUAUUAUAAGUACCCUAAAGAGAAAGUCGUAGGCUAUUUCAAUGGAAAUACACCUGAACUAAUAAUCCGAGAUCCAGAAAUAGUGAGAGAUAUAUUAAGCGUUGACUUCGAAUAUUUUUACCUACGAGGCUUAGGAAGAGAUGUGAAAAAGGAACCUUUACUGAAAAAUAUUUUUCACGUAGAUGGUGAUGCCUGGAAACUUGUACGUCAAAGAUUAACACCCGCUUUUACAACAGCUAAGUUGAAGGGUAUGUUUCCAUUAAUAGUCAAAUGUGCUGAGAAGCUUAAGGGAUUGGGUGAAGAUAUUGUGGCAAAAGGUGGAGAAUGUGACGCUCGUGACCUGAUGGCUCGAUUUACCACCGAAUUUAUCGGUGCUUGUGGUCUUGGUAUUGAAAUGGAUACGAUUACGACUGAAAAUUCAUUUUUCCGAAAUUUAGGGAAGAAAAUGUUUUCCCGUUCACGAAAAGAAAUAUUUAUCCACGCAAUAUGGGAACUAUUUCCAGAAAUAAGAAGCAUGCUUAACCUUUUUAAUCCAAAAUUGGAGAAAUUGCUUAUUGAUAUUAUAACUCAGGUAUUCGAACAAAGAAAUUAUAAACCUUCGGGUAGAAAUGACUUUGUGGAUUUGAUAUUAGAUUUAUCGACGAAAGGCAAAAUAGAGGGUGAGUCUAUUGAAGAACGACAUCCAGACGGAACCCCAAAACAUGUCGAAAUGGAAAUGGAUUUGCUCUGUAUGAUAGCACAAGUGUUCAUAUUCUUUGGUGCUGGCUUCGAAACUUCGUCUUCAUCUACAAGCUUUACUUUACAUGAACUUGCAUUCAAUCCUGAUAUACAAGAAAAUAUACAAAAUGAAAUUGACCGAGUUCUGGCUAAGUACGAUAACAAGCUUUGCUACGACGCUGUAGCAGAAAUGACGCUCCUUGACAUGGCAUUUAAAGAGUCUUUGAGAAUGUUUCCUCCUUUAGGUACUCUACAUAGAGUUUGCGCAAAAAGAUACACAAUCUCCCAAAUUGGUGUUACCAUUGAUUCUGGAGUUAAAAUCAUUAUUCCUUUACAAGCCAUUCAAAAUGACCCACAAUAUUUUGAAAAUCCGGAUAAAUUUAUGCCCGAAAGGUUUAGCGCAGAAAAGGAGAGUGCUAGACGUCACUAUGUAUAUAUGCCUUUCGGAGAAGGUCCCCGAGCGUGCAUAGGAGCUCGAUUGGGUCACAUGCAGUCUCUAGCGGGGUUGGCCGCUCUCCUGCACAGGUUUACAGUGGAACCGUCAAAUAAAACACAAAGGAAGCCUCCAGUUGAUCCAAGAUUAAAUAUUAUACAGAGUGUCAUAAAUGGAAUCCCACUUAAACUAAAAUUAAGAAAAAAA